Messenger RNA from Eurypyga helias (sunbittern), 339 nucleotides. RefSeq names its product loricrin-like. The coding region runs from base 1 to 339 and encodes 112 amino acids. Lineage: Eukaryota; Metazoa; Chordata; Aves; Eurypygiformes; Eurypygidae. The record is from RefSeq and is a predicted model, not a curated record. The transcript has a single exon.
AUGUGCUCCCGCCAGGACAAAGACCAGUGCCACCGGCAAGAACGAUCCUCAUGCCACAGCAGUGAAGGGUGCCACAGAAGCAGCAGUGGAUCCGGAUGCCACAGGAGCAGUGGUGGGUCUGGAUGCCACAGGAGCAGAGGAUCUGGAUGCCAUGAAAGCAGUGGUGGAUCUGGAUGCCACAGCAGCAGUGGUGGAUCUGGAUGCCACGGGAGCAGAGGAUCCGGAUGCCAUGGGAGCAGUGGUGGAUCUGGAUGCCACGGGAGCAGCGGGGGAUCCUGCCAUGGAAUGCCACAGGAUUGCCAGCAGCAAAUUUAUCAAGUAUCCUCAAAGAUGAAGUGA